Aspergillus terreus NIH2624 is the source of this 3036-nucleotide messenger RNA. RefSeq names its product putative translation elongation factor eEF-3. Gene Ontology annotation, molecular function: ATP hydrolysis activity; translation elongation factor activity; ATP binding. Lineage: Eukaryota; Fungi; Ascomycota; Eurotiomycetes; Eurotiales; Aspergillaceae. Bases 1 to 3036 code for a protein of 1011 amino acids. The record is from RefSeq and is a predicted model, not a curated record. The transcript is spliced from 4 exons.
AUGCCUGCUGUUGAUGUUUCCUCCGUUCCUGCGGUCUCCGGCAAGGAGACUGCCCAGGCCGUCGCCGUCCUCGAGGACCUGCUCAAGAACCUGAGCGUCUCCUCGUCUGCUGACGAGGCCCACGCCGCCAGCGACAACCUGGCUCACUACCUCAGCGGUCCCAUCCCUGAGCAGACUCUGCCUCUCAAGGCCGUCGACGCUUUCAAGAAGCAGCUCGCCAACAAGAAGGAUGCCACUGCCCGUGAGCGUGCUUGCCAGGGUAUCCGGGCCAUCGCCUCCCACGCCACCAUCGCCCCCGGCGUUGAGCCUCACCUUGUCUCUCUCCUUCGCCCCGUCCUUGCCGCUGUCGGUGACAAGAUGGCUCCCGUGAAGCAGGCCGCCGAGGGUGCUGCUAUCGCCAUCGUCAAGGGCAUCAACGGCAACGCCGUCAAGGCUGUCCUCCCCCCCAUCCUCGAGUCCGUCACCGAGGCCCAGAAGUGGCAGGAGAAGAUGUGCGCUCUUGACUGCAUCAACAGCCUGGUCGAGACUGCUCCCGCCCAGCUCUCUUUCCGUGUUCCUGAGCUCAUUCCCGUUGUCUCCGAGGCCAUGUGGGAUACCAAGGCUGAGAUCAAGAAGGCUGCCUACUCCACCAUGGAGAAGGUUUGCGGUCUGAUCGUCAACAAGGAUAUCGAGAAGUUCAUUCCCGAGCUUAUCCGCUGUAUCGCCAAGCCCGAGAACGUCCCCGAGACCGUUCACCUGCUGGGUGCUACCACUUUCGUUUCCGAUGUCACUGGCCCCACCCUGGCUAUCAUGGUGCCCCUGCUUGACCGUGGUCUCGUUGAGCGUGAGACUGCCAUCAAGCGUAAGUCCGCUGUCAUCGUCGACAACAUGUGUAAGCUCGUGGAGGACCCUCAGAUCGUCGCUCCCUUCUUGCCCAAGUUGAUGCCCCGUCUCGAGAAGAACUUCCAGACUCUCGCCGAUCCUGAGGCCCGUGGCAAGACCAAGCAGGCCUUGGAUACCCUCACCCGUGUCGGUGAUGUCAAGGAUGGCAAGAUCCCCGAGAUCUCUACCGCCGGUGACAUUGCCACCGUUUCCGGUAUCCUGAAGGAGAUUCUCUCCGCCAAGUACAAGGCCCAGGCUGAGCAGAGCGAGGCCAUCAUCACCUACGUUGGUGCUAUCGGUGGUCAGCUCGUCGAUGAGAAGGACUCCGACGUCACCAGCUGGACCCAGAACGCUCUUCCCUACAUCACCGCCAUCGUCGGCGAGCAGGAGGCCCGCCCUAUCGCCGAGGCUCUCCGCAAGAAGGCUUCUCCUGAGGCCGCUGCUGGCGACGACGUUCCCUCCGACGAGGAGGAGGGUGAGGAUCUGUGCAACUGCACUUUCUCCCUCGCUUAUGGUGCCAAGAUUCUGCUUAACCAGACUCACCUUCGUCUGAAGCGUGGUCAGCGCUACGGUCUCCUCGGCCCCAACGGUACCGGUAAGACCACUCUCAUGCGUGCCAUCAACAACGAGCAGCUUGAGGGCUUCCCCAAGAAGGAUGAGGUCAAGACCGUCUACGUCGAGCACGACCUUGACGCUGCCGACACCGAGCAGACUGUCAUUGGCUGGACCAUGAAGAAGCUCCGCGAAGUCGGUCUGGACCCCAAGCAGGAGGAAGUCGAGGCUAAGCUCGAGGAGUUCGGUUUCCUCCGUGAGCAGUUCGAGGGCCCCAUCACCUCUCUGUCUGGUGGUUGGAAGAUGAAGCUCGCCCUUGCCCGUGCCGUCUUCGAGGAGCCUGAUAUCCUUCUCCUUGACGAGCCGACCAACCAUCUCGACGUCCGCAAUGUCCAGUGGUUGGAGAACUACCUUUGCAACUCUCCCUGCACGUCCAUCAUUGUGUCCCACGACUCCAAGUUCCUUGACAACGUCAUCCAGCACGUCGUCCACUACGAACGCUUCAAGCUCAAGCGUUACCGUGGCUCCCUGAGUGAGUUCGUCAAGAAGGUUCCCUCUGCUCGUUCUUACUACGAGCUGGGUGCCUCUGAGCUCGAGUUCAAGUUCCCCGAGCCCGGUUUCCUUGAGGGUGUCAAGACCAAGGCCAAGGCUAUCAUCCGUGUUAGCAACAUGUCCUUCCAGUACCCCGGCACUCCCCGGCCCCAGAUCCAGGACAUCUCCUUCCAGGUGUCUCUUGGCUCUCGUAUUGCCGUCAUUGGUCCCAACGGUGCCGGCAAGUCCACCCUGGUGAACGUUCUCACUGGUGAGCUGAUCCCCACCGCUGGUGAGGUCUACCAGCACGAGAACAUCCGUAUCGCCUACAUUAAGCAGCACGCCUUCGCCCACAUCGAUAACCACCUCGACAAGACUCCCUCCGAAUACAUCCAGUGGCGUUUCCAGACCGGUGAGGACCGUGAGACCAUGGACCGUGCCAACAAGAUCGUCACCGACGAGGACGAGAAGGCCAUGGACAAGAUCUACAAGAUCGACGGCACUCCCCGUCGUGUCAUCGGUAUCCACUCCCGUCGUAAGUUCAAGAACUCUUACGAGUACGAGUGCUCCUUCCUGCUGGGUGAGAACAUCGGCAUGAAGAGCGAGAAGUGGACUCCCAUGAUGAGCAACGACAACGCCUGGAUUCCUCGUUCCGAGAUCAUCCAGUCCCACGCCAAGAUGGUCGCCGAGGUCGACCAGAAGGAGGCCCUCGCCAGCGGUCAGUUCCGUCCCCUGGUCCGCAAGGAAAUCGAGCAGCACUGCGAGCAGUUCGGUCUCGAUGCCGAGCUUGUCUCUCACUCCCGCAUGCGCGGUCUCUCCGGUGGUCAGCGUGUCAAGGUCGUCCUCGCCGCCUGCUCGUGGCAGCGCCCCCACGUCAUCGUCCUGGACGAGCCCACCAACUACCUUGACCGUGACUCCCUCGGUGCUCUCUCCAAGGCCCUCAAGACCUUCGAGGGCGGUGUCGUCAUCAUUACUCACUCUCUCGAGAAGAAGAAGAAGCUUACAUCUUCCGAAGCGAGAAAGAAGAAGAAAGAACGCAUGGCUCGCAAGAAGCGCGGAGAGGAGGUCUUCUCCGACGACGACGACUUCUAA